Jaculus jaculus (lesser Egyptian jerboa) is the source of this 948-nucleotide messenger RNA. Its product is annotated as olfactory receptor 10AG1-like. Gene Ontology annotation, biological process: G protein-coupled receptor signaling pathway. Bases 40 to 948 code for a protein of 302 amino acids. Gene Ontology annotation, molecular function: olfactory receptor activity; G protein-coupled receptor activity. The record is from RefSeq and is a predicted model, not a curated record. Lineage: Eukaryota; Metazoa; Chordata; Mammalia; Rodentia; Dipodidae. Gene Ontology annotation, cellular component: membrane. The transcript has a single exon.
ACACAACCAUAUCCCCCACAGAGGAACCAUACCACAUUGAUGGAAUUCAUCUUAAUUGGUUUUUCUGAUGUUCCUGGUUUGCAAGGAUUUCUUUUUGGGAUGUUUUUGAUAAUUUAUUUAAUUAUUCUCCUGGGAAAUAGCCUCAUUAUCAUCAUAACCAAGGUUGACCCUUCCCUCCAGACUCCCAUGUACAUAUUUCUUGGAAAUUUUUCUUUUUUGGAAAUCUGUUAUGUGUCAGUUACAGUUCCCAGAUUACUAACAGAUCUUUAUAGACAAAAUAGAAAUAUUUCUUUUAUGGCCUGUGCUAUACAAAUGUAUUUCUUCCUGGUGUUGGGAGCAACAGAGUGCUUUAUUCUGACUGCAAUGGCAUAUGACAGGUAUGUUGCCAUUUGUAACCCAUUACUUUACCCCCUUAUCAUGAACAAUAAAUUCUGUAUCCAACUGGUAGUGGGCUGUUGGCUAAUUGGGGUUCCAGUACACAUAGGUUUUACAUACUGGAUCUUUUCUCUACCAUUUUGUGGUCAUAACCUGUUGAAUCACUUCUUCUGUGACAUACCUCCAGUCCUUAGUCUUGCCUGUGGAAACACAUUUAUGAUAGAGAUGUUGGUUUAUGUGAUUGCUCUUCUAGUUGUCACUAUUCCUUUUAUCCUGAUUCUUGGAUCUUACAUGAAAAUUAUAUUAACUAUUCUGAAACUGCCCUCUGCCACUGGGAGAGCUAAGGCCUUCUCUACCUGUUCUUCCCACCUCAUGGUUGUAGCUUUAUUCUUUGGAUCAGGCAUCAUUACAUACUUGAGGCCAAAGUCUAGUCAUUCAGUAGGAACAGACAAAUUCCUUUCUCUUUUCUAUACUGUUAUGACACCAAUGUUUAACCCCAUGAUAUAUUGUUUAAGAAACAAAGAUGUUACACUUGCCUUGAAAAAAUUCCUUCUGAGAUGGAUUAUGUUCUGA